Molecule: messenger RNA, 6674 nt
Organism: Aplysia californica (California sea hare)
Lineage: Eukaryota; Metazoa; Mollusca; Gastropoda; Aplysiida; Aplysiidae
Product: solute carrier family 35 member F6
Exons: 14
Coding region: 16-1272 (418 amino acids)
Biological process (GO): transmembrane transport
Cellular component (GO): intracellular membrane-bounded organelle; membrane
Molecular function (GO): transmembrane transporter activity
Source: RefSeq, a predicted model, not a curated record
ACUACUAGAUUCAAAAUGGCGUUGACAUGUAAACAGGUUCUUCUCAUGAUUGGGAUGUUGGUGACUGGGAGCAUAAAUACUCUUACCAAAAAAGCUCAACUCCAAUGCGUAUCAGAGGGUUACAGUUAUAAGAAUGACAACGGAACAUCAGCAAUACCUCACAAGUUCGACCAUCCAUGGUUUCAAACCUGGCUGAUGUUCAUCGGGGAGAGCACUUGCCUAAUUGGUCUGUUUGUUAUGAGAAGACGGGAAAGAAAAGAGCGGGAAAAAGCGAUCGCGUGGUCUGCAAAAGUGGGACACCAACCGCCUGAAGCACCUGAAAGUCCUAGGGUGUUCCAGUGGAUCCUCUUAAUUCCAACAUGCUGUGACUUGCUUGGCACAUCUCUAGCAGGCAUUGGUCUCAUAUACGUGGAUGCCUCUGUGUGGCAGAUGUUGAGGGGAGCCAUCAUCGUCUUUGCUGGGAUACUUUCUCGUGUGUUCUUGAAACGAAAGCUUAAAGCUAUUCACUGGCUGGGGAUGUUUGUCACCAUGAUAGGCCUGGUGCUGGUCGGAUGCUCCAGUGUGUUCAAAAAUAAGAACAGUCAGGGGUCAAAAGCUGCUUUAGGUAUUGCCUUGAUUUUAGCUGGUCAGCUAGUCAGUGCAAGUCAAAUGGUUCUAGAGGAGCUAUUCCUGAAGAAAAGGAAUUUUCCCCCGCUUCAGGUGGUGGGCAUGGAAGGAGCUUAUGGAACUCUGCUCAUGACCUUUGUUGUCCUGCCGGCAAUGUACUUUGUUCCGGGGGAUGACGCCCAUGGGAGCUAUGAGAACAGCUUGGACGCCCUUGUGCAGAUGGGAAACAACGUGGAGCUGCUUGUCAUGUGCCUGCUCUACCUCAUCUCCAUCGCCUUCUACAACUUUUUUGGUUUGGCCAUCACACGUUCUUUGACAGCUGUGCACAGAACUUUGAUUGAUGCUUGUAGAACCAUCAUUGUGUGGCUGGCUGCCCUUUUCAUUUAUUACGUGGUUGACAAGUCUUUUGGAGAACCCUUUGACUCAAACUACGGACUUCUGCAGAUUGACGGCUUUGCGUUCCUACUGAUUGGUACAGCGCUCUACAACCAGUUGAUGGUUGUUCCCUGCAUGCCAUGGUGCUCCAGAGACCAGGAGAUGGAGGAAUUCCCAUCUCCAGUGACCCCACAAGUAAAUGUUGCUGACUAUGAGGAGUCCUACAACUCUAUAUCAGAUGAGUCUGAUCCUCUGCUGAGAGCCAGAGAUUCAAACAUAGUGUAUUCCUAAUUUGUAUACAUAAUGUCUCAGCAAUUGAGUUUGUGGAUAUAUUUAUUAUUUUAUUUGACUCUAUAAAGGAAACAGUGUACAUUCUGUGUGUAGCAUGUUCUGUUUUUAACAGUGAAACUGCAAUGGCAAUGGGUCAACGUGUGUCAUCAAAGAAGUUUUACUAUGUAAUGGAAGGGUAUGCCGAACUUAAUUAUGUCAUAUUAUAUUUUAUUUUCCAUUAUUGGCCUCAAAGGCACUUCGUUACAUUUGUAAGCACAAUAUGAAUCACAGGUAUGGCCUAAGACUUGCUCUCAGAAUAUUAUUUUAUCACUGAGGUGUAAGCUCUUAUUAAACUUCUGAGCUUGGGGUCCUUUUAGCUCUCUCUAAUUGUCAGUGUAUUAGUUUGCACAAACCCAGCCACAUUAAGCAUGAUAGUUCCUUGAAAUCAGGUGAACAAUGCCCAUAAAUGCACAUUGAGCAAUAUAUCUUAAAGAUUAAAUAGUUCCUAGUGAGAUUUCUGACACAAGAAUAGGUUUAAUCCCUGCAAAGUUUGCUUGUGCUUGUGAAAAGGACUGGAUUUUAAGCAAUAAAAAUUGCAGAGUAUUUAGUAAGUUAUAAAAGUUUAGGAAAGUUCAUGUCACUUUGUUGACACCUGAUUUCUUUGCCCCCUGAUUUCUUUGCCCCCAUGGCCUUCAGUUUUGAAACCUUUUUCAAAUCAACCCAGUCUUUUCUUAUGCUUUGUGACUUGAGUUAUGGUUUGGUGUGGAUAAUCCUUCAUGUCUAAACCGAUUGAAAGCCUUUUUCAGUCUUUAGAGAUGAACAAAGAAAGCUAUUUUUUUAAAAAAUUCAAAGUGGAUGUAUUUUACCAAAUGAGGGAGAGGUUGUGAUUAGAUGUAUGACUUUAAAUUAACGAUGGGCAAGAUUUACUGAACUUUUUUAACAAAGCACUUAAGAUUUAUAACUGAUGUUCAAUACCAUUAUCGUUUAUUUUUUCACUGAAGUAUCGCAAUAGCCUGCAUUUUCUAGAUGAUUUUAGAAGAUAGGUCAUUUUUAAAGGGCCCUGUUUUGUAUGGUUUGCAGCUGCUCUGGAAUGCCAACUGAUUUUUACUCUGUUGGAUAAUGACUUCCUUUAGUCUAUUUCUUGCUAUAUUACAAUAGUAGAAAAUGAUUUAUAGUUGAGUUGUCCUAGUAAAAUGCACAUGCUAAGCCUAAGAUGACUUUGGGCUUUGGUAUUUUUUUUCCCUUGCUCAACAUCACAUUACUUUCAUUGAUGUAUGUUUUAUGUCUUUGCUGAUGUUGUCACUGCUGUUCAUUACUUCAAGAUAGGUACAAUAAUAAGGGUACUUUUUUGUGAGUGUUUCAUUGCAUUGAGUGGAGACAGGAAUGUAGUUUUGUAUUUCACAUGAACUUUUACCAAGCUAAAAAUAUAAAAUGAGUCAACAUUUUUGGUAGGAACUAUUAGACAUAAAUGAAAUUUAAAAUUAAAGUUUUCCUAGUAUGAUGCAUCUCUGAUGACUUGCUUUUAUAUGAAGUUUUGUGCAUGCCAAAGAGUCCAUAUUUUUAAAAGAAGUAAACUGAUGACUCAUUAGCCACUUGUACCAAAGAAAUAACAUUUUUGCAGCCUCUGAUUUUUAUUCACUGUCUUUUUGUCUUUAGUAAUUUGGCACUGUCAAAGUCAAAUGUCAGAGGACAGACGGGCAUUGCAGAAGUGCGGUGUGUGUGUGUUUCAAAAUUUUGAUGAUGUUUAUGCAGUGAUUCCUGGGCGUAAUUAAAUACAGGUUAAUGCUGCCGAGGCCAACGUGUCGUUCAGAAAUUCUACUUCAACCUUUGAAGCAUUCAUAAUAGUUUUUAUUUUAUUAAAGAAAGUGUAAGUCCCAUACAUUCACUACAUAUUAUUUAUUGUUUCAAUUUGAAUUUUUCACUGAAUUAAAUUGUUUUAAGAAUUGUAUGUGUUCAUUCUACAUGUAACAUAAUAUUUUAAUAGGCAUUUUUAAUUGAGGUUUUAAGAAAUAUUUUCUUGUGGCUUUCACCUGUUCCUAAUAAUGAUAUAUCUAUAAAAAUUCAAUCACUUUUUGCAUGUGUUUGAAUUUCAAGUUCAGGUUGUCUGCAUUUAGUGCAUUUUUCAGCUAGAGAAAAGAUUAUAUAGGCGACCAGCAGUAAUUGUUUUGUUUUAUUGCAUUCCAUUUUCACUGUGACACUAUAUGUUGUGGGUCAACUCAGGGAUGCUGUUAUUUUUUGGUCACUAUUUCUGUUUUUUUCAUCAGAAUAGCAGUUAUUAUCCUAAGCAUUUGUUUUCUCCAUAACCCCAUAAAUAAGUUGUUUCUAUUAACUGUCUAUUUGUUUGCAAAUGCAACUUCGUAAAUUUUCAGGUAUUUUCACAAAAUACCAAUUGCAUCCCAGAUCAAUUGCAUGCUGAUUUCUUUGCUCAAUAUGUUUGGGAAUCUGUUGCCAUUUCUGUUUGUUGUAUUUAGAUUUCCAUUCUUAGGUUUGUGUGUGGAAGAGAGCAUUGCUCAUGUUUAAUCAACAUCUCUUUCACUAUUUUACAUUUUUUUGACCUUUUGUCUCAAUGAUUCUUCAUUCAACGUCUUUGGCAAUCGCAUAAAUAGAAAAUGUUGGGUUCUUUGAGUUAGGAAUAUGCCCUAUUAAUAUUAUUACACCAGUGACAGAGAUAAUAAUAAUAAUAAUAAUAGUAAUAGAGCAUAUCCCUGUAGGGCCCAGGGGCUUAAAUAUUUGUUGGGGCUUUUUUAUGAAACAAUAAAAUUUCUGUGUGGGUGGUUAGCGGGGGCUUUGGUGUGAUUUGCUCCUUUUUACCUAUCAAAUGUCUGUCGUCCUUAUCUCUCCUUCCUUUUUUUGUGUUUGUUACGCUUUAGUAACACCUCUAGUCUUCGGCUUUUUAUAACUUAAUUUUGUUGCAAGUGCUCUAAAACUCUUACUAAAACAGUAAAAACUGUCAUCAUCAUUGCCUUUUUCACCCUGGGUCAGGAUAUAAGCCAUGAACAAACACUUUCCACCCUUCCCUAUCCUGGGCGAGUUGCUUGAUGUCACUCCAUGUCUUCCCACUUUUCUGUGCAUCCAUUUCCGUGACUCUUCCCCAGUUUUCACGUUGUCUUCCCCUUAGUAAAAACUAUAGUGUGUCAUUAUUUUUUAAUUUGUUAAAUGUAUUGCCUAAGGUUGUAUUGUGUUUUUUUCCCUCUUCUGUUGUCUGGUCUCCCGUCCUAUAGUUGCCUGUCCAGUAUUGUCCAGCCAUUUUAAUGAGUAUCUUGGAUAUUUGCAUACUAUUCCAAAUCGGUUUAGGGUCUUGAAAAAUAACGUUUCCUUUCUCACGACGUUGCUUUGCCAAGUUGUGUUUUCUAUUUAAAGUUUAUGAUGUGUGUAGAGCAAUAUAUUUGUCUUUAUUGCAUGAUGAUUUUAUGGUUUCAUAGUUGUGUUAUUUCUGGGGAGAGCUGGGGAUGCCAAGCAUGACCAGUGUAAAUGUCCAGUUUUCUUCCAUGUGUUCAAAGAGGAGCAAUACUUUUGAACACAAGUGCUUUUAUAUUUUGCAGUACGAUAGAUCUUUUUAGAAGUAAACGUUUUUCUUCUGAACAGGAUACAUGUUUACACUAAUAGUUGUUAUUGUUCUUGGUAAUUCCUUUGGAAUUUCAUUCUUGAGGAUAUUAUUUUCAAAAGGGUAAUUCAAAAUUUUUAGUCGACCGAUCAUUAUAGUCUUUUUGUGGCAAAAGGUUAGUUUGAUUUUUGUCAUGCAUCCUUUUUUUACCUUCAUUUUUUAUCGCAAGGGCUCAGGGCAUUCUAACAAAAUUUAACAAACAAUGCUUUUCAUUGUGGUUCUCACACAUCAAAAAGUAUGACAAGAAGCAUUGGUCUUAGUAGCAUCUUGUGUCUUUUUCUAGAUAAGUGAAAAUUGUUACAUGAAUCUUGUCAUAUGGGUCUUGAAGGGUUAUGGUACAUAUUGUGUUUUUUAGUGUUCGUUGGCAGUGGAGAAUCCUUAGUUUGUUUUAUCUCACCUUUUCUUUUCCCCCCUUCUUUUACCUAGCUCUGAACCAUUUUAGGAGUGAGAGGUUACUGUUAAUCAUGUUUGGAAGGUACCAGAGUCUUUCAUAUGUCCUUUUGUGUUUUGAAUGAAAUGAUACAAGAUUUUGUUUCUUCAUAUUGUGUCCAUGGAAUUUUGAAUGAUUGCAAUGUAACAUAUAAACUCAUUGUGUUUGAAGAGGUGCUUUUUUUGGACAAAAUUGUCAUUUAAAGGUCAAGAGGAGCCAAUUUUAUGAUGUCAAUGUUCAGGUGGCCAUAUGCACCAUAAUCUAGCAGCUUGCCAUUUGAUCAAUGGGCGAGAAGCCAUAUUCAAUUCACCACUUGGUGUAACAUUCAGUACCUAGUCUGUUUCUUAUCAGAAAGUUUGAGGCAUUUUUUCUUCUCUGAAAGUUCUUGAAUAAAUUUAUUAUGGCAAUGGUUGGUGGACAAUGAGCCCGAAUGCAGACCUGAGCAUUGAAAGGUUUUGACGCUCUGAGAUUAUUUUGUAGAAGAGAGCUGUGAAUUGAAUGCCAAUCUCAGAUAGGAACAAACCAAGGAUAUAGAAAGAAAAAACCUUUGUAUACUAGAACAUUCCUUCAGGGGUUUGAACCAGGGUCAAACGCUCCACAGUUUAGAAUAAUACUGACUUAGUAAUAUGCGCUUCUUUAAAGUAAAGGGUUCUUUAUAUGGAAGUUUUUGGUCACGAGCUCAGGUGUCAGGCAGAGGCUCAAAGUGUUAAACUUCUUUGACUUAGGCUACCAGACUUUUAAGUGUGCCUUACUUUGACAAAUACAUGGUAUUGUGUUGCUCUUGCGUAAUACUGGAAGUGUACAAUAUAAUUUAAUCUUUUCUUUUUCAUUGUACAUGCCACUGUUUGUGUGUGCUGUAUGUGCAAACUCUAGCAAAGAAUCAAUAUAUAACAAAUAGGGAAAAUAAUUCUUUUUCUCUUUAUCACAGCCGUGUUGGUGUUUGUUUGAUGUGCUUGCCUUGGACGUGCAAAUGUAGAAAACUAUGUGUCUUUUAAUGUUGCUGCUGAUAUUGCUCUUGUUGUUUCUUUUACCGCUGCUGUUUUAUUGUUGUUAAUAAUGAAAUUAAAGUGGCAUAUUAUGUAUAAUAUCAAUAUAUUGGCCUGUUUAAAAUUUACUUUUUUCCUUCUAUUUAAUAUCCAUUUAUGACAAUUUGCACAAAGGAAAUUUUUUUUUUCUUUUUCAUAUUCAUCUAUGAUAAUUAGCAAAAUGAAAAAUUAUUUUUCUUCCUGAUAAGAAGUAUGACUGUGUGCAAUAUUGUCUACGACCCCUGUACUCCCAUGUAUUCAUGUCUCCUGCCUGCACAAGACUCACUUUGUUUUUCUCACAGUGAGUGUUUGAAAGAAAUAAGCCAUGACGUUUUUUCUAUUAAAGUGUUGUGCAACAAUAUGC